Molecule: messenger RNA, 531 nt
Organism: Aplosporella prunicola CBS 121167
Lineage: Eukaryota; Fungi; Ascomycota; Dothideomycetes; Botryosphaeriales; Aplosporellaceae
Exons: 1
Coding region: 26-289 (87 amino acids)
Source: RefSeq, a predicted model, not a curated record
CGGCGACAUACAUAUCAACCAGGUCAUGCCUGCCCGUGUCCGCAAGCCAGGCUCCCACACAAUACCGCAAAACCCGCACCCCACAAACCCCAAAGCCCCCAGAAGAGCAGCAAAACAGACAGGCAGCCUCCAGCAGAAAGCACCACGCAAGGACACCCAAACACCCUCCCCCCAACCCUCUAACCCUCACCCCCAGGCCCGCAACCAACCCAACUCCACACCAGAACAUCGUGCACACAGCGUACGCACACCAAGACGCUCACGCGCGUCUUUACCUCCCGCUAACUAGCUAACCUCAUCCGCGAGCCCUUUGUCGACUUCUGCCUCAUCUUGGUCGCUCGCUGUGCGCCGGAGAAGCCCCUGGAAAGCGCUUCUUGAGAUCCCCCACGUGCAAGGGGCUGAUUGAGUGGAUAUUGCUAGUGUGUGCUGGUGAGAGCCGAGGACUGUUUUGCUUUGGAUUUGGUAAGGUGGACUGCGUGCAUCGAUUGCUGUGGAUGCUGAUAAGCGUUGUUUCGACGUUAUGAUACUGUU